Messenger RNA from Haemonchus placei, 1089 nucleotides. NCBI's taxonomy places the organism in Eukaryota, Metazoa, Nematoda, Chromadorea, Rhabditida, Trichostrongylidae. The record is from the annotation of a GenBank genome assembly.
AUGCUGAGUUCGAUUCAGAACGCUCUCAUUCCACCUCCGAUUCCCUCAAACCCUUCCCCAGUCCCACCAGAUCCUUUCAAGCCAAUUACACCGGUCAGCGAGCUGAACGUUACCUAUCCGUUCAUUCCUAUCGGUACCAGUAAUCCAAUCCCACCUCCCUUCUCACCACCUCCGCUCAAUCCGUACGCUCCGUUGCAAGGGAUACAGAGGCCAAUCCAUUACGUACGUUAUCUCAUUCGAUUAAAGAAAUUUAUGGAAAAAUUGUCGCUCGAAUGGAUUUGUAUGGGAUUAAAAGGACCAUGUCAAAAAUACAUCGGUUACUUCUUCUACAACUCCUCAUUCCGACGAGGCUCUUUCAAUAACAACAGGAAUGUUCCUCCGAUUCCACUCGCUGCUGCACCAGGUUAUGUUGGAGGUGAUGCUUACGUUGACUCCACCGUAUUACAGUACUCUAAAAAACCACUACAAGAUCAGAGCAAAGUUAUGAGGCAUCCGAUUAUUCUGUUUAGUCCUCAUUCCGACGAGGCUCUUUCAAUAACAACAGGAAUAUUCCUCCGAUUCCACUCGCUACUGCACCAGUUUUCCGAAAUUCUCAAUGAGUUCAUUACUCCAAUUCUAGGUUAUGUUGGAGGUGAUGCUUACGUUGACUCCACCGUAUUACAGUACUCUAAAAAACCAUUGCCCGAUACCGAUUUUUCACUUGACAGCAGGCCAGUUAUCGUAAACAAGGAUCGACUACCUUCACCAGCAGAGGAAACCGGCAGAAAGCUUAUUCGGCCAAGAUCCAUCAGUGGACCCUAUCGAGAAAAUCAAGAAGAAAGUGAAUCGUAUGGAAAACUUCAAUUGUUUGCUCGGAAUCAUCCCACGUUUAUGCAGUCGCUUGGAACACGAUUACCAUCGAAGGAAAGUGGACUGAUUCCACCGAAGUUGAACGUAGGCGAUGCGCCACGAAGUGCUCUGAGUCCAAAUGAAAAACUGGAUUUGUGUUGUCGAAAAAGAGCCGUAAAUCCAGCCUGUCAAUCGAUGUGCAAUUUCGAUGUACUCAACGAGCAAACGGUUCGUUUCCUAUGCCCUGCCUAUAUUUUUUAA